AUGUCAUAAAUAGGACAUGACAUAUUUAUUGGAUGCUUAAAUGAAAAUGUGAUAUUAAUUGUAAUUAGCGGAAUACUCCUUUUUUUUACUUUACGUAUACCAUUUAAACAAUAUUUAUAGUCAUCUAUUUGAAUAUUAUUAAAUACAACAAAAACUUUUACAUCUCAUAAGCCAUUUAAUUUUGCUUUAUUGUGUAUCGAGCCUAUUUUUUUGGUUCAGCCUAACUUUGGUCCUCAUUUCAAUUACUUAAUGCAAAUUUCAAGAAAAAUUAUUAGAUGUAAUUAAUUUGUUACUUUCUAUCCCUCCUCAUUUUUGUGCUUGUGUAUAGUUUACAAUAUGAUGGUUUUUAAAAAUUAAGUAUGGGCAGCGAGAUAUUCUAAUCUUUUUGUUAUAUGUUAUACUUCUUCUAUUAAAAUAAAAAUAAUGACGAAAAUUUAAAGGUGAUGGAAGAGAUGCUGCUUAAUGAAAUUAAAAAAAAUUCCUUUUUAAAAAUUUACGAUAAAAAUAAAUAAUUAAUUAUUACUUAUCCAAAAACAGAUGAAACACAAAAGUUUGAAUAUUUUGAAAAUAAUUAAUAAAUUGUUUGCCUUUUUAAAGUCUAUAUGGAUUAAGAAUUAAGUAGUUCUCCAUCAAAUUAAAAAUCAUUUAAUAGAACUAAGACCUUUCAUAAUACUGAAGAUUUUAUAACUUAUUUGGAAACUGAUAACAUAGAUAGCUUAGGUUUUAAUUGGUAUUCUGCAACAAUUAUUGAUUUAUAAACUAAAAUAAAAACAAAAUAUCGUGUUACUUAAUCAAAAUAUGAUAAUGAUUAGAUUGUACUAUUUUUUAUGAAAAUUGAUCCUACUUUAUAAAAGAAAUCUUAUGGUAAAUUCUUACAUUUGAAAAAAGAUAUCUCAAAUAUUUUUACUCAUAAAUUAAAAACACCUUUAAAUGCAGUAUUAGGACAUUUAACAUAAGCAUAUUAUGAUCAAGAUGUAGAUGUAUAAAUUCAAAAUAAUUACAUUAAACCUGCUUAUAUUAAUUCUAAAUUGUAAUUAUUUUAAGUUCAAGAUUUACUUGAAUAUUUAAAUUCAGAUUAAGAGAGUUCCAAUUUAUAAAUUUGCAAAAUUAAUUUAAAAACUCUCUUGUUUUCAUUAUAAGAAUUAAUCUAAUAAUAAUGUUCAAUGAAAAGUAUACACUUAUUAUUUACAAUUAAUGAGAUGAGGUAUAUUAAAUUAGAUAAGUAAAUUAUAUACUAAUUAUUUUUAGUAUUUUUAUUUAUUCUGAUGUUCUAAAACUUGAAAGGACACUUUUUAACCUAUUAAAUUUAACAUACAGAAAUACAACAGAAAAUGGGGUUAUUUCUUUAAAUAUAGGAAUAGAUAAAGAAGUAGAAGAGGCUUCAUUUUCGAUAUCAGAUACAGGAUUAGAAUUAUCUUAAGAAGAAAUUGAUGAAAUAAAUUAAUGGAUUUCUUGUCACAAUUUAUUUAAAUUAUCUAAAAAGAAACCUCAUUAUUAAUAAGAAAUGUUAAUAACUUUAUCAUUAACAAAUAAAUUGAUAAAAUCUAUGAAUUAAUUCACAAAUUAUUCUUUAGAAUUAUGUUAAACUAAAAAUACUGGUAUAGUAUAUAAAUUUAAGAUUAAUAUCCAUAAAGAUAGAUCAGCUGAAAACUCAUAAGAAUAAUAUAGAAUUGGAUAUAUAUUAAAAUAAAGAAGUCUUAAGUAACUUCAUACUCAUCAUUAAAUUUCACAGAAAUCAAUAUUUUCAGGAUAAGAAUAAAGUGGUCCCAUUCUAGAAGAUUCAAUAGAUGAACCAUUUGCUAAUACUCCAUUAGUUGUAAAAAUGAGUAUGCCAUCAAAAGUUGGUUGGUUAUAAAAGAAGAAAUAGGAUCAAACUUAAUUAAUAUCUUAAACAUAAAUUAAUUAAGCUAAUUCAAUUCUUAUUGUUGAUGAUGAGCCAUUCAAUCAUGAUACAUUAAUAUUAAUGUUAAAAUCAAUGGGAUUUAAUAGUUUUUUUAAAGCUUUUGAUGGUUAAUAAGCAAUUAAUAUAGCUUUUGCAAAAUAGAAUGAAAUUUAAGUUGUUUUUAUGGAUCUUGAUAUGCCAAUUAUGGGUGGUUUAGAAGCAACAAAAUUUUUAGUUUAAGAAAUGAUCAAACUUAAUUUAUCAUAUUUUCCUAUAAUUGGUUGCACUGCUCAUGGAGAUGCUGAAUCUAUAGAAUUAUGUAAAUAAGCUGGAAUGUUACAUGUAGUUGUAAAACCUGUGUUUAUAAAGACUUUAAGGGAAACAUUUCAUUUGAUAUCAGAUGAUCCUAUAAAGAAAUCUUAUAAUCGUGUUGGAUCUUUGUAAUUUUGA
Molecule: messenger RNA, 2332 nt
Organism: Paramecium pentaurelia
Lineage: Eukaryota; Ciliophora; Oligohymenophorea; Peniculida; Parameciidae
Source: the annotation of a GenBank genome assembly